AAGGCAGAGCCCCGCGCGCCCAGAGGCAGACAACAGCGGCGGUGUCCGCAGGGACUCUACGCCGGAGACGCGUACCCCGUUGCGCCGAGCUGCGAUGAGCACCCCAGCCAUCCCCCAGGACCUGCAGCUGAACCCGAGUCAGAGGGCCCAGUCCGCGUUCAGAGAGCAAAGAAGACAAAAACUCAAGGAGCAGCUGUUAAAAAGAAAAACUUCCUUUGCAUGCAAACAGGAAAAUCAGAUGUUACUCAGUGAUGGAGAUCAGAGAGUCAGGACAUCUGAAGGCCAGAUCCAAGAAGGGAAAAAAGUUCUGAAAAUAAAGACAAAAAUGGCUGAUAAAGAGAAUGUUGGUAGACCUACCGGGAUCAAAAAUAAUUUAACAGUGGAAAAAAACUGUAUUCCUUUAAAACCUUCUAAUGAAUUAACCAAUUCAACUAUAGCUACGGAUCCACCUAAUUCUGAGGAUAAUAAUCAAACUCUGCCAUUGUUACCAGUUAAAGAUGACCCCCAAAGUCAGCAUAGAACAUUAAGCCAAACAUUUCACCUUAAAAACAACAGUAAGAAAAAAACAGUGAUUACAGAAAAACCAAAGCACGAUGCUAACGUGCCCAAGAAACCUGUGCUUGGAGCAUAUCGUGGACAAAUUGUUCAGUCUAAGAUUAAUUCCUUUAGAAAACCACUGCAAGUCAAAGAUGACAGUUCUACAACAACCAAGAAACUUCCAGCGACUGUCUCUAAAGCCACAAAGCCUCAGCCUGGAGACGUCAGCAGCGUAACAGUGAAAAGUGAUAGAGCCUCACAUAUGACAACUGCCACUAAAUUUGCAAACACUACAUCUCAUAUCCGACACCUUGUGCGACCUCCUAUUAGAAGUCAGCACAGUGAAACCCAGGACGCCAUGAAACAGGGCAGCAGCAGGAUGUCUGCCAAUGUUACAGUCCGGAAGGGGCCUCGAGAGAAAGAGUUAAAUACAGUUUCGUCUGGCAUCAAGACCAGUUCUUCACAGGACACAAAAGGAAAUAAGACACUAUCAAAAAGCAUGACAGCUGAAAUGGUAGCCAGGCCUGCUUCAUCUUCUAAUACUAAACUGAUAGAAAAGUCAAAAAGCACUGAACAGCGCAGACACACUACGGUGAAAGCAGCUGUCGACAGUAGAUGGACUCGGCCCAAAGAAACUGCGGAAGAGAGAAAAGCUCGUCUGAGUGAGUGGAAAGCUGGCAAAGGAAGAAUUCUGAAACGGCCUCCAAGCUCAGCAGUUACCCGGCCUGAGCCUGAAACACAAGAUGAACAACCUGUUGGAUCCUUCUGGACUACCAUGGCAGAAGAAGAUGAGCAACGACUGUUUACUGAAAAAGUAAACAAGACAUUUUCUGAAUGCCUGAAGCUGAUUAAUGAGGGGUGUCCAAAAGAAGAAGUAUUAGUUACACUAAACGACCUGAUUAAAAAUAUUCCGGAUGCCAAAAAGCUUGUUAAAUAUUGGAUAUGCCUUGCACAUAUUGAAUCACUCACAAGUCCUAUUGAAAAUAUUAUCGCAAUCUAUGAGAAGGCCAUUCUGGCAGGAGCUCAGCCCAUUGAAGAGAUGCGACAUACAAUUGUUGAAAUUCUGACAAUGAAGAGUCAAGAAAAACUUAAAUUUGGAGAAAAUAUUGAGGAGACUUGUGCAACCAAAGAAGAAAUCCAAGAAGCCCACACUGAUGAUACAGAUGUUGAUCGAGAAUCAGAAAAACUGGAAAUGGAAAAUAAGCAUCCUAGAAAUGUGGUGUUUCAAGAUUGUGAAAAAGAGCAAAAUGACGAAGUAAAAGACCCAACCAGUGAUGUUAAAACCCCAAGUACAAACACUAGGGCAGGUUGCUUAAUUAAAUAUAAUGUGUCCACUACGCCAUACUUGCAAAGUGUAAAAAAGAAGAUGCAGUUUGAUGAAACAAAUUCAGCAUAUAAAGAGCUAAAGUUUCUAACACCAGUUAGACGUUCUCGACGUCUUCAAGAGAAGACUUCUAAAUUGCCAGAUAUGUUAAAAGACCAUUAUCCUUGCGUGUCUUCAUUGGAACAAUUAACAGAGUUGGGCCGUGAAACUGAUGCUUUCGUGUGCCGCCCCAACACAGCCCUGUGCGGCAUGUUCUCGGAGCCUGACCCAACAGAAGAGGAGUGAGGUUCUGAUAAGGAGUGGGGUUAUAUUAUAUUCCAAGAGUGGUUGGCCGGUUGAUUGGUUGUGGUUCUGUAUGUCGUUUAGGUCAGGAGUUGCCAAGUACCUAAGUAUUCACGGCAGAAAGUUAAUCCUACCUUGUUGAUCUCAAUAGACUGAGCUUUUCUCUGAGCUAGGUAAUUUGUUAAGACAGUUAGCUUCCUUUGUCACCCAGUUCUGUGGUCUCCGUGUCCCUGGUUGUUCACUGCCACUCUCCAUCAGGGCCAGUGACUGUGCAUCUGUGGUCUCUUGACCUCUUUCUUUUUUAUUAUAGUCAAGGUCAUAAGAAGGAUAGUUAACUACUCCAUUUCUAACAGAAAAUGAUUUGUGGUAAGGAAGAAAACAUGCCAAAGCUGAUGGGUCUUUGGAACUUUAAAUCUGAGUUCCUUUCUUAAGUUCCUUUUCUAACUUGACUAUGUAAAAUGCUAAAAAGUUUUUAACCCCAUUGCUUCGUUUGGUAACAGUUUAUAUAGACUAUUAAAAUGGAAUUAGAGAAGGAAUAUAUACUAUUUCAUAAAUGUCAUUGUAGUUUAAGUAGUAUUUCUAAAAUAACUAAUAACUUAAAACUGAUUUCUUCCUUGUAAUGUUAAUAUAAACACUUCACUGUUAAAUCAUGUCUCCUAAAACAUGAUAAUCAUACACAGUAGUAGGACUCUUUUCACACAUAAAUACCACCACUAAAACUGUUUUGUAAGUCUCCAAACUAAUACUUAAGUGGCAUAUAUCCUUUAUCAACCCUACAGUUUCAAGUAAGGAUUUGGUCAUUGUAAAAGAUUAGUUUUAAAAUUGCAUAAUAUGAAUAUAGUUAAAAAUCACAUUACCUAUUUAUGUUCAUGAAUUCCGUUUAUAUAAUAGUGCCAAUCUUUGUUCUAUUUAUUGUCUCAUGUUCUAGAGAGUAGGAUUUUUAUUCCUUUUAACUACGUAUCUAAUAUGUAUACAAUAAAGUAAAAUAUAUAAUGA
This is a messenger RNA of Dama dama (fallow deer), 3139 nucleotides long. It is a transcript of the gene CKAP2, whose product is annotated as cytoskeleton associated protein 2. The record is from RefSeq and is a predicted model, not a curated record. NCBI's taxonomy places the organism in Eukaryota, Metazoa, Chordata, Mammalia, Artiodactyla, Cervidae. Gene Ontology annotation, cellular component: microtubule cytoskeleton. The coding region runs from base 95 to 2146 and encodes 683 amino acids. The transcript has 9 exons. Gene Ontology annotation, biological process: negative regulation of microtubule depolymerization.